UGUGGAAAAAUUGUUAGUAUUCAUCUAAUUGAAAAUACGGAAAAAACACAGAAGUCUGCGCACAUAGAAUUCGCAAAAAGGGAAGAUGUUCUCGCCGCGUUAACAAAAGACAAGAAGAGGAUCGGAGAUAAUGAAAUUAGCGUGUAUAAAAUUACAGAACAUACACUUUUCAUCACCAAUUUCCCAGAGACUGCUAAUCUUAAAGAAAUCUUUGAUAAAUACGGAAAAAUAAUCGGCAUUCGUUACCCAAGCAAAACCAAAAGAGUAGGAAGAUUUUGUUAUAUAGAAUAUGAAAAUCGGGAAUCUGCUUUAUCUGCUCUGGAAAUGAAUGGCUACGAGAUCGAACCAGGAAAGAAGUUGAAUGUGGUGAUUUCUAAUCCUUCAUUAAGGAAAACACGUUCUCCACCAAAACAAAAUGAAAUCUAUAUCAGAAAUCUUCCUAGUCAUGUUGAAAGUAGUGAAUUGGAAACACUUUGCAAAACUUAUGGACCCAUAAUUGGAGUUAGAAUUCCUACGACUAAGGAUAAGAAAUGUAAAGGACUAGCAUUUGUUGAAUUUGAAAGCGAGGAGCAUGCAAAAGCUGCCCUUUCUCUACAUAACACGGAAUUUAAAGCGUGUAUAUUGAACGUGACACUUAGCAAUAUUGAACGGGACCAUGGGCAAAAGUCCACAUUCGGUGAGCCUAACAACAAAGAAACAAAGAAUAAGUAUAUGGGUAGCAAACCAGUUAGUACGCCAAUGAUGCCGAGAAAACUGCAAAAACCAUUAACAAG
Molecule: messenger RNA, 773 nt
Organism: Dentiscutata heterogama
Lineage: Eukaryota; Fungi; Glomeromycota; Glomeromycetes; Diversisporales; Gigasporaceae
Source: the annotation of a GenBank genome assembly